UCUGUGCAGUGUGAAAACAACAUAACCUGCUCUGCUCUUGUGCCUCAGUGUCAUUCCUGGAAAACCUACCUGACCAUGAUGCACUGGUCGCUGAGGCGGCAGAGCUCCUGGGCCCAGCUGGCUGGACAUCAAGGUAACUUCCAGCUGAGUAACGAGGGAGAGGUGCUGAAACUGCACAAUGAAGAGGAGGCGAAGUGUCUCGAACGCCUGAUGAGGGACCCACUGAGACCCUUUGUCCCAGAGUUUCACGGCACGGUCACCAGGGGGGAGCGCUGCUACAUCCGGCUGGCGGACCUGCUGAGCGGCCUGAGGAAACCUGUGAUCAUGGACUGCAAGAUGGGAGUAAGGACAUACCAGGAGGAGGAGUUUGCUAAAGCUAACACCAAAGACCUGCGGAGUGACAUGUACCAGAAGAUGGUAAAAAUAGAUCCGUCCACCCUGUCACAAGAGGAACACAGACAGAGAGGUGUGACCAAGUGGCGCUACCUUCAGUGGAGGGAUACAACCAGUUCUACAUCCACACUAGGCCUCAGAAUAGAGGGCAUCAUGAUGGAGGACGGCAGCGUCCAACGGGACUUCAGACAAAUUAAGUCUUUAGCUCAGGUCACAGAGGCAUUGCUGUACUUCACCAGAAAGCAGCUGGACGUCCUGAAAGCCUAUCACUCCAGACUACUGGCCCUGAGUGAUGCACUGAGGAAUUCAAGAUUUUUCAGAACCCAUGAGGUGAUCGGCAGCUCGCUCCUCUUUGUCCAUGACCCUAGCAGCAUGGCCAGCGUGUGGAUGAUAGACUUUGGGAAGACGACCCAAGUGCAUGACACAAUCAAGCUCCGACACAACAUCCCGUGGGUUGAGGGGAGCAGGGAGGAUGGCUACCUCAUUGGCCUGACCUCCCUCAUCACGUCUUUGAGCCAGGCCAUCAGUGCGGCCUCCUUUCACAAGGAGGAGAGCGGCAGAGAGGAGGAGAGCAUUAUAAUGAAGCAGACUGAGGAAUGUGGUUGAGACUACCCUUAUGAGACACUAAAAUGCACCAGCAGAUGGACAAUGCUUGUGCUGUUACCCCACUGAACUUCAUUUCCUUCACCGAAAGGGAGGAUUUGUUUAAUGGAAAAUUUGUCUUCCCUGUUUCUUUCCUUUGUGAAGGACGUAGACUCUAGGUCCUCAGCAUCAGAGAUUAUAUACCAAGAAUUGCCUCCUCGUUUUAUUCAUCCUUUUGUUCAUACAACAUCUUUAGUACCAUGUAAAAUGUAAGACUGAAAUGAUAGCGACAAGCAAUACUAAUACUCUGGAUAAAGAAAAUCAAAAGCAUAUUUUCCUAUCAAACUUAUCAAUA
Platichthys flesus (European flounder) is the source of this 1330-nucleotide messenger RNA. RefSeq names its product inositol-trisphosphate 3-kinase B-like. Gene Ontology annotation, cellular component: nucleus; cytoplasm. Gene Ontology annotation, molecular function: inositol tetrakisphosphate kinase activity; inositol-1,4,5-trisphosphate 3-kinase activity. The transcript has 6 exons. Lineage: Eukaryota; Metazoa; Chordata; Actinopteri; Pleuronectiformes; Pleuronectidae. Bases 76 to 999 code for a protein of 307 amino acids. The record is from RefSeq and is a predicted model, not a curated record. Gene Ontology annotation, biological process: inositol phosphate biosynthetic process.